AUGAAAGGCUUUAAUUCAUCUCGUAGUCUAUCUAGUGAGCUUUCCAGUCAUCUAAACCACUUUAGUCGCCUUGCCGAGCUACCUUGGGCAAAUGGUCAGCCAAUCGUCGAUCGAAUUGCUGCAGCUGCUAUCACAGCUUAUUCUAGUGGUGCAACGGAACUGCCUUCUGCUGCUUCUGCCUCCUCAUGGACCGUUCGUCUUCUCAUGCUAGCCACGCGGUUAUCUCCUUCUGGAGCCUCUUCCACGGCCUGGCUGCGCAUGGCCGAUUGGUGCUACCUUCGGGGUAGAAGACAAUCUUUUGAUUCGUCCUUUCGCUUCUAA
This is a messenger RNA of Protopolystoma xenopodis, 321 nucleotides long. Lineage: Eukaryota; Metazoa; Platyhelminthes; Monogenea; Polystomatidea; Polystomatidae. The record is from the annotation of a GenBank genome assembly.